GCUGAGACGGAGGAAAGAAGAAAAUUGAGAAGAAUGCCUCCCUUUGAAGGCUCUAAACCGGCGGUGUGUCCGAAGGGGGAAACGAACAACAUAGUUUCGAUCGACGUGGGUGGUCAACUCUUUCAAACGACGAAACAAACCCUAACCUCGGCGGGUCCCAAAACCUUCUUCUCCCGAAUAGCGGAAUCUUCUGGAAUCUACACGCCGUUCAUAGACAGAGACCCUGAACUUUUCUCUCUUAUCCUUUCCCUCCUCAGAACCGGUAACCUUCCUUCAAAGGCCAAAGCUUUCGAUCUCCAAGACCUAAUAAUCGAGUCCAGAUUCUACGGCGUCGAAACCCUCUUAAUCAAUUCCCUCUCCAACCCUUCCCAAUUCGAACCCUUCAACCUCCAUAAAUCCCUCCUUUUGCCCCUCAACGGCCGCGACCCCCCCUCCGCCCUCGCCGCCACCGCGUUCGGCGCCCUCCACGUCGCACACGGCAGCAAGAUCACCUCCUUCGACUGGUCCCUCCGCCGCAAGUCCACCCUCCUCACCCACUUCACCGCCGUCGACUCUCUCCUCGCGCUCUCGCCGUCGCUCGUGGCCGCCGGCGCCAACGACUUCUCCGGCCUCCAAAUCCUCGACCUGGAAAAGGGGCGCGUGAGGGAAACCCUGCACUGGGAAAACGUCACCAAAUCGGGCUCCACCGUCCAAGCCAUCGGAUCCUCGCCGGAGCAAAUGUUUGUUAGCUUCGAAUCUUCCCGUAGAAACUCAAACUCCAUAAUGGUGUACGAUGUUCAAAGCCUGGCCCCCGUGACGGAGAUUGCCCACAACGAAAUCUUCGGCGCCGACAUCGAUUCGGCGAUUCCGGCGACGAAGCUGCAGUGGGUGGAAAGUUGCAAGCUUUUGAUGGCAUCUGGGUCCCACAGCGGUCCCUCCGGCGUGAGCGGCAACAUGCGGUUGUGGGACGUUCGGUCGGGUAACGUAGUCUGGGAGACUUCGGAGAAGGUGGAUUGUUUUGCUGACGUGGCAGUUUGUGAUGGGUUGUCGGUUAUUUUUAAGGUUGGGGUGAAUUCGGGUGAGGCGUCCUACGUGGACUUGAGGAAGUUGAGUAGUGGCGGCGAGAGCACGUGGGUCUGUCUGGGAGAUAAGAGAAAGGCUCUGAAUGGGAAGAAGGAAGGUUUUGGUUGCAAGAUCCAAACGCAGGGGAAUCAGGUGUUUUGCACUAAGGCUGGUGACGUGGAGCUUUGGUCUGAGGUUGUUUUGAACGGUGGAAGGAUCUUCAAGAAGAACUUGAUGGGGAGGGUUAGGGACAUGGGUGGGGCUAAGGUUACCAAUUUGGCCUUUGGUGGGAGCACCAUGUUCUUGACUAGGAAGGAUCACCAAUCUGUUGAGGUCUGGCAGAGUUCUUCUACGGACUUUUGAUUUCUUACAAACUACAGUAGAGGAGUGGUGAAUGCAAAUGAAAAUCCCCCUUGUUGUAGAAAUUGUUUAUUCCUUGUAUUUCUACUUUUCCACUUCUGACACCCAAUUCGGUGUCUGAAGGGGAGGUUGUAUUUACUAUAUAUUUAGUUUCCUGCACAAAUCAUCCGGUAAUUUCUGUACUCGAUGAAAAUAUACAUUUUAUCAGGUUGUUCUCUCAAGUCAA
Molecule: messenger RNA, 1627 nt
Organism: Cajanus cajan (pigeon pea)
Lineage: Eukaryota; Viridiplantae; Streptophyta; Magnoliopsida; Fabales; Fabaceae
Source: RefSeq, a predicted model, not a curated record